Messenger RNA from Gossypium arboreum, 1233 nucleotides. RefSeq lists its product as uncharacterized. Bases 374 to 1036 code for a protein of 220 amino acids. The transcript has 4 exons. NCBI's taxonomy places the organism in Eukaryota, Viridiplantae, Streptophyta, Magnoliopsida, Malvales, Malvaceae. The record is from RefSeq and is a predicted model, not a curated record.
CUCCUGGACAUUGGCUUUUGAUUAGUUAAUUUUUCUCAAAGCUCAUAAUGAUUUUCUUUUUCUUUUUCUCAGUCAACAAAACCAAUGAGAAUAAAGGAAGAAGGGGAAAAAAAACCCUUCCAUUUGAUAAGACUCCUUUUUCAUUCCAUUCUUUUGACCAUCUUCGGCUUGUUUUUAAUCUGACCUUCCAGUUUCCACUCUAUUUCAUGACAUGUAACCUGUCUUGUUCUUCAAUGUCGCUAUUACAUACGAAGUUAUGAACAUCUAUAACUAGUUUAACUCCAUUUGCUCAACUUCCAAGCUACCUCUUUUGCUUAAGAACAAUAAAAAGCAUAAACAUCCAACUUCAAAAGUACUUUAGCUUGGCAGAUACAUGGCAAUACAGUUCUCGUUUGUCGUAUUGCCUUCUGUUUCUCAUGACAGUACAGAAGGAGGUUGGCCGCUGGGAUUGCAGCCCCUGAAUGUGAGACUUGGAUUGGCUAGAAACCAUGAUUACUCUGGCUCAAUUUCAUUCAACACUACACUCACUGCUUCUCCAACUUCCUCUGCAGAUUCCUCUUCUGAUCUAGACACACAGUCGACGGGGUCUUUUUUCCAUGACAAGAGCGUUACACUUGGGAGCCUCAUUGGUGUUUCUAGCAUUUUGGAAAUAUCUAAAAGAUCUGUCAAAGGUAGGAAAAUCGAAGCCCCCAGAGAAAAAAGAAGCAACACCAAUAACAGGUCAAAAGUUGGGCUAUUUUCCUUGUGCUCAAGGGAUAGUACUGAUGCUGAGGAUGUUGAUGCACCAUCGCUCGGCCACUUCCUCACAGAGAAAAGGAGGGCCGCCGGUGAAUAUAGAAGGACCCACAGUCCUACCACUACUGCCUAUGGACCGGAUGAGCUUGCCUUGGCUCAGCCUAAUUCAGAAUCGAACACGCUAUUUGUUAAUGGCUGCGUCGCUCCUCCUCGAACAAGUUCUUGUCACGCUGCAGAUGAUGAUAACAAUUAUGGAGUUCCAGUGCUGUUUUCAUGCAUGUGUGGACAGCCCUCCCUCUAAAUAUGCCUUGCAUUGGCACCUAACUUGUUGGUCUCAUAUAUUCUGAUUGAGUUUUUAUGUAUGUGUUAGGAACUGUUAAUGUUCAUUUCCUUUGUGAUUUCUUCAUUUUUUUUCUUCAGUUUUUAGCAUAGAAAUGGAAUCACUCUUCCUUGAAUCUUGAUCACUUUUAAUGCACUUAACAUUUGAGUGUUUAAUAA